Messenger RNA from Metarhizium acridum CQMa 102, 633 nucleotides. The record is from RefSeq and is a predicted model, not a curated record. NCBI's taxonomy places the organism in Eukaryota, Fungi, Ascomycota, Sordariomycetes, Hypocreales, Clavicipitaceae.
AUGCAUCUCUGCCUCAUGGCGGCACGCAGCACACACAUGACAUACCUGGAGCACAACGGCCAGCAGCUCUGGGACGAUACGCUCAUGAUGACGGUCCUGCCGCUGGCCAAGAUUGGUCUUGUCUUCGACCGGCCGCACUAUGUGGCCGGGGCCAAGGGGCAGUUUCCGCUACACAUCCAGUACCUGUUCGACGCGAAGACGGGGCUGUUUUCCCACGGGUGGACGUUACACGACGACCGACAUCAUUUUGCGGGAGCCCGCUGGGCCAGGGGCAACAGGGGGUUGACGAUUGAGAUCCCCGAGUUUAUCGAGCUAUUGGAUCUGGACAGGUCAAAUGUUUCCGAGGAGGAUGGGUCAUAUGGCGAGUCCAGUGCCACUGCUGGCCUCGCAUUCGGCUUGUUAAAGGGCCAGCGGAAACGAUAUAUUCAGGGAGAGUACCAGUAUGUCGCGUUGAAGGCUGUGCGAGGCGUGCUUGAGAACAUCAGUCCCGACGGCCGGUUGCAGAAUACUUCUUUUGGAACGGGCAUGGGGUCGGAUUUGGAGUUUUAUAAGGAGAUUCCAAUCACGCCUAUGCUUUACGGGCAAGCCAUGGCGAUACUGGCGUUGGUUGAGUUGUUAAACAUCUUCAUCUAG